Penaeus vannamei (Pacific white shrimp) is the source of this 1783-nucleotide messenger RNA. RefSeq names its product trypsin-1. The record is from RefSeq and is a predicted model, not a curated record. Gene Ontology annotation, biological process: proteolysis. Gene Ontology annotation, molecular function: serine-type endopeptidase activity. NCBI's taxonomy places the organism in Eukaryota, Metazoa, Arthropoda, Malacostraca, Decapoda, Penaeidae.
CUGCUCACACCGGCGCUCGUCCCUCGAUGAUAAAGCCGAAGACAAACUGUCUGGCGGAGCACGUCCACGCGGAGCUCACCACUGCACGCUUAUCAGUUUGUUUUCUGUUGCUUCCUUUCUUUUUUCAAUCGCUCUGUUACGUAACUGUGUCUCAGCCUCUCGUCGCAGGGCAGGAGAGAGAGAACAGACACGAACCACAAGGAGGGGGGGCUUUAAGAGAGCUGGAACACAGCCGCGUCUGCCAGUUGCGUGUGCGAGCACUCCCGCGGCGGUCGUUCCUCCAGACAAAACGGACCUCCGCUGCGUCUUCUCUCGUUCCAUGGCCUCUCUAUCUUUCUCUCUUUCUUUUGUCUUUUUCUAGGUUUCUCCCUCGUUUCUUCUCUUUCUCUGUUUCUCCUACCCUCUCUUUUUUUGCUCCCCUUCUCUCUAUUUCUCUUCCCGACCCAACCUCCCAUCCAUCUAUCUCUCCAUCCACAUCCCUUUCGGUCGAGCGAGAAGGACCUCCCUGGCCUCCCCGCCCCAGCCUCCUGUGAUGCGGAGGAGUGAGGUCUUGGCUUCGUCCCGACACCCUUCCGUGGCAGAGCUGAGGCCGCCCACUCUCCAUGUCUUCGAUGCAAACGACGGAGACUUAACGAAGCACCAGGAGGAGUUUCUCAGUGUGACUUGAAGGCAUUCUGUUGACGGAAAAUCGAGUUCCCAAGGGCGUUCAUAUUUUAGGAAAGAUAUAAUCCUGGUUUGGCGUCAAUUGUUUUUUUCGUCGAUAGUAUAAGCCGCUGCAACAGUCGCCAUGAAGCAGAUAGCCUCAGGUAAAAAGACCCUAACCCUCCUGAUCCUGAUUCUCUUGACGGCGCUGACGGAGGGGAAACCCGGACGGGCAGACAGCAAUAAGCCUCAACGUUUAUCCAUACCUUGCAUCAUGCCCAAGAUGGACUGCGAUCCGCAUCAAGUUCCAAAAUUUUUCGACGAUGACGAUAAGAUAAUUGGCGGGAAGGUGACAGAACCAGGUACCACGCCCUGGCUGGUAUCGCUCAAGGACAGCCACUACGACGACCCCGUCCACUUCUGCGGCGGGACGGUCCUCAGCCACGCGUGGGUCCUCACCUCCGCCUCCUGCGUCGCCGGCUACAGCUACCCUUACACGUACCUUCAGGUCGUGGCGGGGGAGUACGACCUGGACGAGGUGGAGGGCUGGGAGCAGAUCAAGAAGGUCACGCGCAAGGAGGUCCACCCCGAGUACGACUUCGUGACCCAGAACAACGACGUGGCGCUCCUGAGGGUGUUCCCUUGGUUCCUGUACAACGAGAGGGUCGCGCCCUUGCCUCUGCCGCCGCCGAUGCACCAGUCGGGGCAUCCCCACUUCGCCUUCACGCACGACAAUGAAAUGGGCCUCAUCGCUGGCUGGGGACGCACGGCAGAAGUGAGUGAGAUCUCCCACCUGGUGCUGAUGGCCUACGCGCCCAUUCUCUCGACCGAAGACUGCAUCGGGGCGUAUGGGGAAGCCAUCACGGACUCCAUGAUGUGCGCGGGAAACCUCACCCACGGAGGUCUCGACCCCUGCCAGGGCGACUGGGGCGGCGGACUCAAGACCCGCGAAGGAUACCUGUUGGGCGUGUCCUCCUGGGGCACCGGGUGCGGGCGUCCCGGCUUGCCUGCUGUGUAUACCAAUGUGCAGAGAGUACGGAGCUGGAUCUGCAGUGAAGUCACGUGUGCUACCUGCGAGUUCAGUGAUGAGGCGAAGAGGAUUUGUAAUGAUUAGUUAUAAUAAAGUUUUGUGAUUGGUAAA